AUGGGCUGGUUCUGGGGAUCCUCCUCGCCCAAAGGCACCGACAACCCCUCCAACCCCCUCAGCCACCUGGACCCAGCGCUGCGGGACUUUCUCCUGAAAGAAUCCCCACUUAAGCCCUCCUCGCCCCCCCCACUACAGCCCUCGGACGGACCCACCCCCACCCCCGCAGCCCCGGAAACCCCCUCUCCCACACAAAACCCCCGGACCGCCAAUUCCCCCUAUGGCGAUCGCUACGCCGACAUCUGGGCCCAAUACACCCCACAGGGCUUCACACAAGCUUCGAAAUCCUCGCAGGAACAGCUUGCUGAUAUCCUACAGGCGUACAAGUACCGCAAGAGCCUGAUCGCACGCGCGGCGCUCGAGAAUUGCGUGGGCGAGCAGAGCGCGCUGCAUGAGUGCUAUCGCCACGGCGGCUUUGCGCAAAAGGCGCGUGGGUGCGGUGUUGAGAAGGGGCAGCUGCAGGACUGUUAUACUACACAGACGGUACGUUUAACCUUUUCUGGGAAGGAGGGAGGAGGGGGUUGUGGAGGGAGGGGGGGGCUAAUGGCGAGGGGAAUGGCAGAAGUUCCUCCAGGCUAUGGGAUACAUGUCGGAUUUCGCGAGGUCUGCUGAGGUAGAUGAGAGGAUUCAGAUGCAUGCGGAUAAGUUGUACCAGGAACAGGUUCGCCAGGAUGAACUGGCUGAGGAGGAGAAGAGGGCUGAAAGGACGGCUAGGGAGAGGAAGAGGAAGUCGUGACACGUGCUCUUCUUGGUGGUUGUGAGUGUAAGAUAUGGUUACUGGUAUCAUAUUCGGAUUCUCAAACAGGGAAAAACUGGCUUUAUCAUAGCUGCGAUAUUACAUGCUCAGCGCUGUAUCAUCCAUUCACUUCCUUCUUUGACUACUAUAAAAGCAGAAAAAAAUGUCCUGGGUGAAACGAAUUGUCACGUCCAAUAGCUUUACAGGACGCACAUCAGAGGACCCUGGUAUCAUAACUACUGAAUAGAGUUCAAUCUUGGAAUCUUAUCGAAUUAUGCUUAGCAGAUGGAGUAAACCCACUAAACAUUCUAAAGCUCGAUGUUCCUA
This is a messenger RNA of Tuber aestivum (summer truffle), 1063 nucleotides long. The record is from the annotation of a GenBank genome assembly. NCBI's taxonomy places the organism in Eukaryota, Fungi, Ascomycota, Pezizomycetes, Pezizales, Tuberaceae.